Molecule: messenger RNA, 1100 nt
Organism: Nicotiana tabacum (common tobacco)
Lineage: Eukaryota; Viridiplantae; Streptophyta; Magnoliopsida; Solanales; Solanaceae
Source: RefSeq, a predicted model, not a curated record
CAUUAUGAAUUUUUUAAAUCUAACUUAACACAUUAAACCCACUUUUUCAACCAAUUGGUCGUCAGCUCCUCUUUGCCGACUCCUAAUUUUACAUCUGUUCUCCGUCUCUUCCUCUCUUAAUUGUUCUUCUUCCCUUAUAAUUCUCUCGAUUUCUUCUCCCCUUGCCAAAACCCUAUUCCUAUAAUCCUUAAUUCCAAUCUUCUUCUUUCAAUUUAUCAAUUUAUUUGCACGUUGAUCAGCCAUAUUGAUUCUCUCUGAAUUUCUUUUACCCUUUACAAACAAAAAUCCCUGCUCUCCAUAAUCUUCAAUUCCCAAUUUCUUUUCUUUGUUUAAAUUUGUCAAAUAAUAAGCACAUAGAUCAGCCAUGAUGAUGCUAGUAAACUGUUCCAAUUGUCAUACACCAUUACAGCUACCACCAGGUGCACGAUCCAUUCGUUGUGCGAUUUGUCAGGCAGUAACACAGUUGGCUGAUCCACGUACUGCUCCUCCGCCACCACCUAAUCAAUACAAUCACCCACCACCUGCUUCCUCUGCUGCUGCUGCACCUCCCUCUCCCUACAACCACGCACCUCCCGGUCCCCCACCCAAUGCUCAUGGUAGAAAGAAAGCUGUGAUUGUUGGUAUAUCGUAUAGGUACUCUAGGCAUGAGCUGAAAGGGUGCCUUAAUGAUGCUAAGUGCAUGAGACAUCUCUUGAUGAACAAAUUCCAUUUUCCUGAGUCCUCCAUUCUUAUGCUUACUGAAGAGGAGACCGACCCAUACAGAACUCCGACUAAACAGAACAUGCGCAUGGCAUUAUAUUGGCUUGUACAAGGUUGCCAACCGGGAGACUCACUGCUAUUUCAUUAUUCUGGUCAUGGCUCAAGGCAAAGGAAUUACAAUGGAGAUGAAGUGGAUGGAUAUGAUGAAACUUUAUGUCCCCUGGACUUCGAAACUCAGGGUAUGAUUGUUGAUGAUGAAAUCAAUGCGACAAUUGUCAAGCCUCUUCCUCAUGGUGUAAAGCUUCAUGCAAUAAUAGAUGCUUGCCACAGUGGAACCGUUCUAGACCUGCCAUUUCUUUGCAGAAUGAGUAGGAGCGGACAAUAUGUGUGGGAAGACCAUC